Pieris rapae (cabbage white) is the source of this 3057-nucleotide messenger RNA. It is a transcript of the gene Rlip, whose product is annotated as ralA-binding protein 1. Gene Ontology annotation, biological process: small GTPase-mediated signal transduction. The record is from RefSeq and is a predicted model, not a curated record. NCBI's taxonomy places the organism in Eukaryota, Metazoa, Arthropoda, Insecta, Lepidoptera, Pieridae. Gene Ontology annotation, molecular function: GTPase activator activity; small GTPase binding. The coding region runs from base 216 to 2330 and encodes 704 amino acids. The transcript has 10 exons.
UAGAGUUUGGUGUCAGAAGUCAGAACUGAGAUCAGAGAUGAUUAUUUUGAUUUUUUCAGAAAAUAUGUUUUUAUUCUAAAAUUUAUAUACACUAACGAUAAAUGAGUUAGUAAUAUCGUCUAACACCUAAAAAUGUAAUUUUCAUUACAAAGUAAAAGGAUUAUAACUCAUUCGACAAAGUAUUAUCUUAAAUGUAAUACUGCUUAUACAUAAAAAUGGAUUUCGAAAGUCCUGAUGUUGAAAAAGAUUUUCCUGGUCUAUACGCCUCAGAAACCGGACGAAAGAGCAAUGAAAGCGAUUUUAGUGACGGAGGGGAUCAUGAGAAACCCAGUAAAAAAGAUUUAUUAGGACGUAGGAAAGAUAAAAAAGAAUCUAAGAAAGACCGAGGCUAUGCAGCUUUAGCGGGCGAAAGUUCUCCAGAAGAAGACACGGACACUAAAAGUCCAUCAAAAUCAAAGAAGACAAAAUCUUUCAAGUUCCCUACAAAAAGUAAAGAAAAGAGAGAGAAGUCACGGGACAAAGAAAAAGUAUUAGAGGAUGUUUCAAAGCAUAAAGAGUUAAACGAGAAAGAAAAGAGGAAGGAAAAAGAAAGAGAGAAAGAGCGGGAAAAGGAAAAAAAGGAAAAAGAAAAACGGGAAAAGCUUAAAGAAAAAGACAAGGAGAAAGAAGAAAAGGCGAAGUUCAAACUGGAGUCGAAAGAAAAGUUAAAGGAUGAUAAAAAAGAAAAAGUAAAAGAAACUAAGGAAAAAGUGAAGGAUAAAGAAAAGGAGAAGGUAAAAGAGAAGGACAAGGAAAAAGUUAAAGAAAAGGAAAAAGAUAAAAAGGAUAAGAAGCUGACUAAAGUGCCGUCUACAGUCACAUCGGGAGUGCCGUUCGAAGAAAUAUUCACAUUAGGAGUUGCCCUCCCAAUAUUCGGAGUACCGUUACAGCAGUCUGUGGAAAGAUCGCGUUGCCAUGACGACACCGGGUUGCCGCUUGUUGUUAGAGACAGCAUCGAUUUCUUACAGGCUAAUCUAAAAUCGAACCAGCUAUACCGGGUGGAACCAGACAAGAUCAAACUCCAGCAGCUGCGGAAGCUGUAUACGGAUAGAGGACCAACUUUUCCCUAUCAUUGGGAUGUACCCGUCGCCUGUUUUAUGCUCAAGAUGUUUAUCGGGGAACUACCAGAAUCUAUUCUCACACAGGAGUUGCACGGUCAAUUCGAACAGGCCACGGCAAUAUCAGAACCCCAAAGGGAAAGCACGAUGGUGGCAUUAAUCAAUAAACUGCCUUCGUGUAAUCUUGCACUGGUUGGAUGGGUCAUGAGGCAUUUGGAAUGUGUCCUUGCUAAUGAACCGACAAAUCACGUUAACAUACAAACACUUUGUACGUAUUUGUGUCCGGCCUUGGGCGUGUCUCAGAACUUGCUCACGUACCUCGUCAAUAAGGCCGAGAAAAUGUUCCCCGAUGUUUACCUCACUAAAUACGUCCCGCCACUGCUUUCGAUUCCGCCGGAUUUUCCGGAAAAUGCAAAUGAAAUUUCGACAGAACUCCGCAAACAAGAGUCGGUAUUGAAUCAGAUCCAUUCGGAGAUGCACGCGGGAGUCGUCACUGCUGAUAGAGAUCAGCAACUGUGGGAGGCACAACGGAUCGUCACGCAACUCAAGAGAAAACUACGAUUAGUCCAAAAAUCAGUUGAACCAACCUCGCUUCCACUACAACAACACUCAAUAGACGAUAAACAAGACGAACAACAAAACGAACAAACAGACGAAGAUAAAAAACAAGAUACACCAAACGACUUGACAGAUAGCAAAGAAACUGAGUCAGAACUCAAAUCUGAUAUCCAAGAUCCAACAUUCCCAGUAGACUUUGAUUCACAAACAGAAUUUCCAGUAGAAUUUGAAUCUCACACAGAAUUUCCAGUAGAAUUCGAUUCACAAACAGAAUUUCCAGUGGAAUUCGAAGAUAAUUUCGAAUUCAAAGAAAAAGAGAACGAAAUUGAAGUGGAAAAACCUAAAUUAACUGAAAAGGAAUUAAAAGUAUUAAGGUUGCAAUUGGAAAACGCAGAAUAUUUACAACUGAAGUCUCUUCUACAAGCGAAAAUUAAUUCGGAGCAAUUCGAAAUCGUCAAACUGCGGAGUCACGUUGCGUUGAAAAAUAAACAAGAGGGGCAGAAAGAGAAAGAGAUCUGCCAAGAAGACAUUGAGCUGAAACAGAGGCUGUUGAAGGAGAAUGCUAUGUUGGAACAGAAGAGAUUGACUUUGGUGAAUCAGAUAUUCCAAGAGAGGGUCGCGUGUAUACAGUUGAAGAUUGAGUUGGCCAUGAAGGAAAUUAUGUCGAAGUCAUAGAAAAACAAAUAGUUUUGCUUGCUACCAAUAUUUAGCACGAACAAUUUGCUAAAACAAAUAGCUUUAUAUAGUAUGGAAUACUUAUUAUAACCGUUCCAGUUGAAACUAAAGAAACUAAUACAAUAAUAAUAUAACAAACUUGCAUUGACUCGUUCGUACUCAGAGAAUUGUUAGAGAUUUUAACUGCGAUAUUUGGGCUUUUGGAAACAAAAACUAGUUUCAGUUUUUAUCAAACACGAUAAUAAUUAUUUUAGACGCAAAUUGAAACCUAUUAAUGUAUUAAAUAUAAAUUAAUAAUAUUUGUUAAUUAUAAAUGGUAUGUUUAAUUAUAAUGUUAUGUCAGAAUGUUGCAUUUACAUUUAGUAAUGGAAUGUUACUUUUUAAUAUAUUAUGUUCUUAUUUAUUGGAAAUUUAUAUAAAAUUAAAAUAUGUCGCGUGCUUCUUUCUCUAUAGUCACAGAAUAGAUAAAUGAUAAGGUCCUAUUAUCAAAUUUCUCCUAGAACUUUUGCUUUGACUCACUGAAAAUAUCUAUGAAGCAUACGGCAUGCUUGUGGCGCCAUCUAUUAUGUGAGUUAUAAAUUAUGUAUCGAUCAAAUUACUUUGAGUAGACUUCGAAGGAUAAUUUUUUAUGACACCUGAAGGUUGUAUUAAUAAGGUUAAUUACGAUUAAAAUAUAAUCAUGACUUUUGUGAUCUUUAUUUAUCAUGAAAUAAAUGUGUAAAAAAUA